Molecule: messenger RNA, 852 nt
Organism: Iphiclides podalirius (scarce swallowtail)
Lineage: Eukaryota; Metazoa; Arthropoda; Insecta; Lepidoptera; Papilionidae
Source: the annotation of a GenBank genome assembly
AUGUCUGAAGUAAAAAUUGUCGCCGCAAGUAUUGUUAAUUUUCUAAAGCAGCAACUUGAAGGUGCUGAAUUAAACAAUGAUUCUCGUGAAAGUGUGGAAGUUGCAGUACAAUGCAUUGAAACCGCUUUUGAACUCAGCCCGGAGGAGCUUAGCCAAGGUAUUGAUUUGUUGCAAUUGGUACGGCAGCAGAGCGGUAAUGCGAAUGCCAAUCGUGUUGAAGCUGAGAGAUUAAAAAAUGAGGGCAACGAGUUCAUGAAAGCGGAAAAAUAUCGCGAAGCUUACGACAAAUAUACCAAAGCUAUAGAACUGGAUCCUCAUAAUGCUGUAUAUUUCAGCAAUAGGGCUGCGUCACACUUUAAGCUUGGCGAACACGAGUUGGCAAUCGCCGACUGCACGGCCGCUUUAGCACUACAGCCCAACUACGGAAAAGCUCAUGGACGCCUCGGGUUAGCUCUAACAGCGUUGGAUCGCCAUAGGGAAGCUCAGGCUGCUUUCGCGCGUGCUGCCCAACUGGAUCCAGACAACGAAUCAUACAAAGAAAACCUCCGACUGGCAGAGGAGAAACUUGCACAAAGAGGCGAGCGUGGUCCAAUAGAUCUUGGAGGAUUGCUACAAAAUCCAGCACUAUUGAACAUGGCUACUGAAAUGCUUUCUGAUCCAAAUAUGCAAAAUCUUAUAUCUGGAUUAAUGAAUAACACCCAGGCUGCUAGCGGAGCUGGUGGAAUGAACGCUUUGCUAGAAGCUGGCCAAGCAUUGGCACAACACAUGCAGGCUGCCAACCCGGACCUAGUGGAGCAGCUCAGGAGGCAAGUCCGCCCCCCUGGCCAGGGCGAUAACCAGCCACCUUCACAA